AUGGAUGCUUCUUGCCAGGAAUCAACUGGAAAACUGUCUCGGUACUUUUAUACUUCUUUUCAACCACUUGCCUUGUACCAAACUCCACGUACAGCACAUCGAAUGGCUGCUAAAUCCAACAUUGUGGAAUUCAAUUCCGCUCCUAUCAACAACUGCGUCUAUAGCUCGAGCACCGAGACAGGGCUGAUCAAAAUCUCCGACUGUGGCAGCCCUAGCUGCCCCAACUCCGAGGCCAACCCUGAUAAAGAGUAA
Molecule: messenger RNA, 252 nt
Organism: Ustilaginoidea virens
Lineage: Eukaryota; Fungi; Ascomycota; Sordariomycetes; Hypocreales; Clavicipitaceae
Exons: 2
Coding region: 1-252 (83 amino acids)
Source: RefSeq, a predicted model, not a curated record